This is a messenger RNA of Myzus persicae (green peach aphid), 564 nucleotides long. RefSeq lists its product as uncharacterized. The record is from RefSeq and is a predicted model, not a curated record. The coding region runs from base 1 to 564 and encodes 187 amino acids. The transcript has 2 exons. NCBI's taxonomy places the organism in Eukaryota, Metazoa, Arthropoda, Insecta, Hemiptera, Aphididae.
AUGAAGCGAUUUUUAGUUACAAGUUCUGAAAAUAAUAAAAAAUGCAUUAAAGAAGCUAUCGAUAUACCUUUACGGGCCUCACAUGGUUUAAAUGAAUCAAUGGUUCACAAUCCUUCGACUAGUUCAAAUUCAGCUCAAGAAAUCGAUAAAAUUACAAAUAAUUAUUUGUUUGACGAUGAUAUCGUGGUAUACUCCGAGGGUCCCGAUCAACAUCUAAACCACUUGCAGAGAGUCUUGGAGCGACUCCAGUCUUACGGUCUGACGUGCCAGCCAAAAAAAUGUACAUUCGGGGUGACACAGAUAAAAUUCCUAGGUCACGUCGUGGACGGUGAAGGAAUAGACCGGGAGCCGGAAAAACUGACGGCGAUUCAAGAAUUACCGGUUCCAAAGAAGACUAAAGACGUGUUGCGGGAGUUAGGCGUUUGUGGUUGGUACAGUCAGUUCGUGCCGCACUACGCCGAGAUCACAGCACCACUCACGAGUCUGUUGGCCAAAGGGACCAAAUGGCGUUGGUCAGAAAUUGAGCAAGAGGCGUUCUGGAAGUUGAAGGAGUCUUUGGUUUAA